Hymenoscyphus albidus is the source of this 645-nucleotide messenger RNA. Lineage: Eukaryota; Fungi; Ascomycota; Leotiomycetes; Helotiales; Helotiaceae. The record is from the annotation of a GenBank genome assembly.
AUGACGGCCCCCCAAUCGUCUAUCCCUCUUACAAUUCUUUCGAUGGCUCAAAGCGUCAAGAUACCCUCGUUUCGAACAUCCUUCUUGACUGUCGCAACGCUAUUUGCCGCACUUUUGAUCUACAGAAUCAUCUACAACCUCUACUUCCAUACCCUCGCUAAAUUUCCUGGACCGUGGUGGGCAGCGGUCAGCUCUCUACCAGACGCAAUUAUCGCCGCCCACCGAAAGGAAGUCACCUGGUUCAAUCUCUCAUCAAGAAAUAUGGAGGCAAGACUAAAAUUCACCAACCGUUCCCCUGAUCUCUCACCUCAUUAUCUUCCCCUGUAACUAACCCCUGAUUCAGCCGACACACCAAUCCGCGUCCAACCUAAUCUGCUUCUCUUCGUCCGACCAUCAGCUCUGAAACCCAUCUAUCGCGAUCCUGACACUAAUACUAAGUCUAAAAUUUACAUGUCUAAAUUUCUGAGUCCUACACAGGUCUUCUGUAUUCGAGACGGUAACAGACAUCGAGCUGUUCGAAAAGCCGUUUCUGGCGGUUUCACAAUCGGUGCUAUCCAGAAAACCUGGGAGAGUAAGAUUGAUGGCUUGAUUCACCUGUGGUUACAGGAGAUUACAGCGAGAGCGAAGCGAGGAGAGGAAAUAUGA